Colletotrichum phormii is the source of this 1457-nucleotide messenger RNA. RefSeq names its product amidohydrolase. NCBI's taxonomy places the organism in Eukaryota, Fungi, Ascomycota, Sordariomycetes, Glomerellales, Glomerellaceae. Gene Ontology annotation, molecular function: hydrolase activity. Bases 163 to 1194 code for a protein of 343 amino acids. The record is from RefSeq and is a predicted model, not a curated record. The transcript has a single exon.
CGCGAGGAGAAGGAUUCAUCCCUUCCAUACCACUCUCAGCCCUCAACCACCCCUUGUCCUCUAGAGUCUCGUCAACUCCUCAGCAGCAGCAGCAGCAGCCUCUCUCACCUCUUUGCCUCCACCCGGGCCUUUUCAUCUCUUACACAUAGGGACGCCCUCACCAUGCUACAAACCAAGCCCAUCCUCCAGGCCCGUUCCACUCUCCUCCAUCACAUCAAAUCCAUCAUGGCCCUCCUCCAGCCCAUCAUGGCACCAACUACACGGCGCAACGACGACAAGUUGAUACCCAGAGUCGUCGCCGCAGCUACCACCACCGCACGGCGGAAACUGACUCUCCCGGAGCGGAUCCCCCGCGGUGCGUGGGACUCACACAUGCACGUCGUCGACCCGGCCGCCUACCCCUUGGCAAAGGACGCCGUCUACUGCCCCAAGACGCACCGCCUCGACCACGCCCUCGCUUUCGAGUCCUCCGUCGGCAUCGACAACAUCGUCCUCGUGCAGCCUUCCAUCUACGGCAACGACAACACCUGCCUCCUCGACGCCUUGCGUGCCCUCGGUCCACGCCGCGGCAGGGCAGUGGUGGCUUUCGAACCCGGCAGCCUGUCUCAGAGCACACUGGCAGAGUGGCACAGGCUCGGUGUACGAGGCGUCCGGAUCAACCUCUCCUCGGCGGACAAAUCCCUCAACGCCAUGGAGCUCGACUCUUUACUCCGUCGGUAUGCCCACGACUGCAAGCCUCUGGACUUGGUGAUACAGGUGUACAUGCCCAUGUCCAUGAUCGAGCUUCUCGAGCCCAUCGUCCCGACGCUCGGCGUGCGCGUCUGCAUCGAUCACCUCGGACAUCCUAGCAUCAAGGACAUGCCGUCACACAACCCUUACGAUAUAAAGGGCUUCAAGUCCCUGGCCAAGCUGCUCCGUGCUGGAAACACCUACGUCAAGUUAUCGGCGCCGUACCGGCUGAGUUCCAAGGCCGAUCAUAGCGACCUGGAACCGAUUGCGCGAGAGGUGCUUCACCUGCGGGGCAAGGACAGAGUCAUCUUUGCGACGGACUGGCCCCAUACCCGGUUCGAGGGUUUAGAUAUCCGGCCCUGGAUGGAGACGGUGCUUGACUGGUGCGGGAAGGAUGAUGUUCUGGUUGACAGGUUGUUCAGGGGUAACGCGGAGGAUCUAUGGAGUGCCCGUCGCAGCAAAUGAUGCAUCACAUCAGCGAUAUGUUUCUGGUUGGCUUUACACCCUCUGAAUAGCCUGCAUUCUCUUUUACUAGCAUAGCGUUGCUGCAUGGCGGUUGUGUGGUUUUUUGAGCGGUUCAUUCACAAAGCAACAAUUACGUCGGCUUCCGACGCGACACGAUACGAUUUUAUGACCAUGAAGAAAUACAGAAUUUGUAAUGAUGGCUUUGGCUACAACUCAACUUUUUUUGCACUGUUCUGAUUAUGUGGUUUUAAUGUGGUAUGGCG